AAAUAUACUUUUGCAUCUGAUAUUUAUAGUAUUGGCAUACUUAUGUGGGAAAUCUCAUCCGGACAACCACCUUUUAUUAAUAAACAUGAUUAUGAUCUUGCAAUAAGAAUAAUAAAUGGAAUGAGACCAAAAACAAUACCCGACACUCCUUUAGAAUAUAAAGAAUUAAUGGAACAAUGUUGGGAUGCUAAUCCUACGAAAAGACCUGAUAUGUCCACUCUUUUUAAUAAAAUUUCAGAUCUUCUUAGAUUAUAUCUUCAAAAUGAAAAUGAACAAAGAAUAAUUAGUAAAGUUACGAGUAUUAAUAAUCCUCAAUUAGAUACAAGAUUUAAUGUAAAUUCUAGUUCUACUAAUAGUUCCUUUUUUGAAAAUUUUAGUGCAAGUUCUAGUAAUUGGAAUAUUAGUAGUAAAGUUUAUAAUUUUGAAAAUUUACCUGAACCAAAAAAUGCAACAAAAGAAGAACAAGAUGCUUAUCAUAGUAUACAAUUUAAUUUUGAUUUACAAGAUGGUUUGAUUAUUGAAGAGCAAUCUAAUAAAAGAAGUUAUUUUGAUGAUGAUGAAAAAGAUUUCGCUUAUAACUCUAAUAAAAAAGUCAAUUCAAAUAAUAAUGAAGAAAUACAAUAUCAUGAAAUUGGAUACCAAUAUACGCAAAUAAAUUAUGCUACGAGUAAGAUGGAUCUUAACUAUUUAUUAAAUUAGAGCGUUAUCAUUAUUAUUUUUGUAUUAUUGUAUUUAGAAUUAUUUAAACACUAAGACUAGAGUAG
Rhizophagus irregularis DAOM 181602=DAOM 197198 is the source of this 764-nucleotide messenger RNA. NCBI's taxonomy places the organism in Eukaryota, Fungi, Glomeromycota, Glomeromycetes, Glomerales, Glomeraceae. The record is from RefSeq and is a predicted model, not a curated record.